GCUCUGUUUGGAAGCGUGAAUCCGUGUUUAAACCCUCAGGUUUAUCUGCUUGUCUUGAGUCGUGUAGCUGACGACAUGCGCUGAAGGAUCGAGAGUCCGGUGAGUGAUAUAACCGAUAACCGGUUUUGCAACACGUGCAUCUAAUAAUCACAAAAAUAAAAAUAAAUACGCUAAGCUGUAUCGGGCUGUUUCUACUGGAGUACAGAUUCCAGAAUAGCCAAAAAAUGAUCAUGGAUGUAGCCUUUGAAUUGUCAUAUGUGGUGCCUGCAAUUUUAUUCACUCUCUUAGCUAUUGUUUUUGCAAGUACAAUCUUCAGUAAAAAGCCUAUUUCUGCCUCACCGUCCAAAACGGAGUGUGAGGUGGCUAAAACAGGACUAACGGAGAGUACAGAUGAGAGGAACGAUUUAGCUACAGAGCUAAUUCAUAAAGCGGAUAAAGUGAAGGCCGACGAAGUGGUCCCAUCCGAGAGAAUAAAGGAACAGACUGAAUCGGCGUUGGUAACCCCAGCAGAGAAUGUUGGGGUCCUAGAGGAGCAUCCUGGGACAGAAUUUGGGAACAAGAGCAUUCAAGCGCGCCCAGAGACGAAGAAAUCAGACAUUAAGGAUCCCGUGGCAGAGCCGGUGCCCCAGAAAGAGACGGCCGAUGACGCAGUGCCUGAAGCCGUCCCUGUGGAGGAAUCCACUGCCCAGCUCCUCCCUGAACCUGCAUCAGACGGGGAGACCGCCUCGCAGGUCCCCCCAAUGAGGGGGCCCCCGCAUGACUCUGAAGCUGUGCCUAGAAAGGAGGAGACCCCCGAUGAUGAGGCAGAAUCAAGCCCAGUGUUUGAGGGGCACAGCGUUAUCGGCGCAGCCGGUGAGGAGGAAGGGUACGAGCCCUUGAAGUACGCCCCGGGGAAGCUGAGGACAAGCCAGCUGGAGCAGAUGAUGACCAGGGAGGAGCUGGAGGAGGAGCAGAGGUCUGUGUGUGUGGACGGUGUCCUGCCAUCGCUCUAUGCUCAGACUCUCCCCUCCCCUGCUCUCCUCCUGUGUGCUGAUGUAGCAUCUCUUUCUGACAGCAUCCAUACCCCAUACCCGCUGUCCGCAAUUGGUUCCAGCUGGCCCCCCACCACCCCAACUCCUGCUUUGAGACCAAGCUUCAAACUGCCCCCUGAGUUGCCUGUGGUCCAGAGAGAGCAGCUAGCUGCCAUCUUUCAGCUGCUGAAGGACAAUAAGGACACCUUUGGUGAAGUGACAGAGGGCGAUGUGGAAGAACAGCUGAAACUCUACUCCAUCUAGAUGAAGCCCUUGGCGUCCAUCACACCACGUUUUCACCCGUGCACUAUGGAAUAGAACACCUCAAGCCAGGAUUUGACCCCUUCUAAUAUUUCAUUUAGUGAAUUUUGCAGGUGAAAAUCUCAGUUAGAGGAUCUGUAUAACUUUUCUUUUGUAAUUAAUUUUUAGCAAUGUUUUUAUAAGGAUUAUGGAAAAAUCUAGAAUGGAUCAGAUUUCACUUGGUUGCUUCAUUUCCAUUCCUAACACAGGUGUUAAAUCGAUAGCAAAGAGCUCUAGAAUACAGGCACAAAGUGUUGGAGAGUUUCUGCUUUACCUAUUCAUUUGUCUGUAGCACAUGCAACAGCUUUCAUUUAUUUAUAAUUCAUGCUGGGAAUUGUAAUUAAAAGUUCUGACAUCCUUGGUUUGUUACCAUCACUCCUGUAUUUUCCAUGUCACAGUUGUUCUCAUUAUUCAUUCGUCACAGUUAAAGCAACACAGUAAAAAUCUCUUCUGGAAAAAUGUUUUCUUUUUUCCUGAAUGUAUGUAUAAAAUGCGUAACAUUCUUAUGUCAUUUAAAUAAACCACUAAUGUGAUCACC
Anguilla rostrata (American eel) is the source of this 1848-nucleotide messenger RNA. Its product is annotated as matrix-remodeling-associated protein 7-like. The record is from RefSeq and is a predicted model, not a curated record. The transcript is spliced from 5 exons. The coding region runs from base 225 to 1274 and encodes 349 amino acids. Lineage: Eukaryota; Metazoa; Chordata; Actinopteri; Anguilliformes; Anguillidae.